GCCAGAACUGCAUACUCUGCCCUGCAAACUGGAAGUCGGAAGGCGGCAAUAUGUGUUACUACCACUCUGAGGAUGAGAAGUCGUGGAAACAGAGUCAGCAGUUUUGUUUCUCACAAAACUCUACUCUUCUUCUGAUAAAAGAUGCAACAAAGUUGGAACUGACAAAAAAAUUUCCUAAAAAAGUAUACUGGCUUGGACUAACUUUUAGAACUCAACAGAGAAACUGGUAUUGGGCAGACAACACAGCUCUUACAGAAGAACAGAAGCCUUGGACAAUGCAUUUAAACUCCUUCCAAGGCUGUGCAUAUUUUUAUCAUAAUGCCAUAUAUAGGAAACAAUGUAAUGAAGGGCUUAACUACGUCUGUGAAAAGCCUGCCAUCCAAUUACAGCGAGGUAACGACGGCUGGCAGGAGAACUGGUUUGUCAGACCAAAAUGA
Messenger RNA from Mesitornis unicolor (brown roatelo), 437 nucleotides. Its product is annotated as C-type lectin domain family 12 member B-like. The transcript is spliced from 3 exons. The record is from RefSeq and is a predicted model, not a curated record. Lineage: Eukaryota; Metazoa; Chordata; Aves; Mesitornithiformes; Mesitornithidae. The annotation marks the transcript as partial.